UUUAGUGCAUAAUAAUUGUAGAUUAUGUUAAUUAGAGGCUGUAAAACUCUUGAGGUUGGUGUAUAGAAAAUAUAUUUUCACACACUUUGUUACUAGCAUUACAAACUUUAGAGGGCUUGAAGACAGUCACAACCUUACAAAUGUCGGUCGAGUUUUGGCACAUAUUCCCGCUUGCUACAUCAUGAUUAUACGGAACUUUCUGGACUUUUUAUUCAUUCUCCUUCUGCUUCCAAGAGCCGUAAAUUCACAAAGCAAAUCCUGUAAGGAGGACAGUGUUGCCGGUCCCGACAAUCCAAAAGACUUUAACAAAGAUUUUGAUAAAGAUAAAGGAUAUGGCUAUGUUGUGUACGGGGACCUUUAUAAAGUGGAUUGCUGUGGCACGGUAAAGCAAUGGCAGUUUUCUAUUGGUGACAAUGGUAACAUAGAGCUGCAAAUAUGGAGACCGUCAGAUAAAAAGAAUAAACAAUUCAAACUGAUUGGACUUAAUAAAUACACCGUUACUAAAAAGGACCGUAAAUCAGGUUAUGUUACCUUUGAUGUGAAUGCUAAAGAUCGUUUGUCUGUGGAGGAGAAUGACGUCAUUGGUUGGUACGCACCAGGGGACUCGCUUGUAGACUACACGGACGGUACCUCCAAUGAUGGCAUAUGGAAAGUCAAACAUGACGACAAACUGAAGACUGGUGACACAGUGGAUUUUAGCGGAGGUUUAAAACAAUCUUCCAGAACGUAUGGUAUACAGGCCGCUUUAGCACCCAAUACACCUCCAGAAUUUGAUCUUCUACUGGCUACAUCGAUAAGCAUGAAUGCUGAAAUAGGUAGUACUGUAUAUACAGUAGAAGUGAAGGAUGCAGAUCCAGCAGACGUAAAAGAUUUGAAAGUUGAAAUGCUAACAAAGAAUGAUUUCUUCGCGUUUGAUCCUAAAACAGGAGUGCUGUCUGUUCGUUCUGAAAUCACUGUGCCAGAAGGCGGUGAUGUAGUCACAUUUGACUUUAAAGUAACCGAUCAUUGUGGAGCUGAAGGAACCGGUUCACUAACGGUACAUAUAGACUAUGUAGCAUCAAGACCAACGUUUCCACCCCGCACAGUCACAGACGCCAAACCGACAACAGUCACGGACGCAAAAACUACGAGACAGGUAAAAACAACAUUACAAGAUAAAACUACAAAAGAGGUGCAAACUACAAAAACUACAAAAUCGACAAAAACUACAAAAGACUCAAAAACUACAAAGUCUAAGCAAACCACUAAAACGUCUGUCACUACAAACACUGUUACGGCGACAGACAGUAAUACAGUAAAAGACAAAACAACUGCCACAUCUGUUCCUCCUACAGAUCAGGAGCCUUCAAACAGAACAUUGGUUGCACCGAACACUGGAUCAUCAGUCGAUGCUGGGCUGAUAGCCGGUAUAGCUGCUGGAAUUGUCGGCCUUAUCAUCAUCAUUGUGGUCACUGUUGUUUGUGUCGCCAACAAGAAAGCGAAGAUCAGGCCUACAAGAACUGAUCCAGAAAAAGCAAACCAUAAACCUCAAGACAGCAAUACAAACAAGGACAAUAAAGAGAAGCAAACUUCACCUGAUAAAAGACCUCCCACUGAUAGCAAAGCUAUUAUGAAUGGAAAACCACAUGUUAAAGAUAAGGGUUAAGACAUUGACAAUUUGUGUGUUAAGUCUGUUUCAAUAGUAAUUUAUGUAAGGCCAAAUAUUCACCAAUAAUCAAAAGCUUACGUUGCACAGAAAAUAGAUCUUUGCCCGUUUUACAAUUAGGAAAGGAUAUCUAGAAGAACCAUGUAAACGGUACGACGAGGUUAUACAUUUGCGGAAUGAUUUCACGUGGCGGCAUAUAACCGAUUCGUAUUCCUGAGAUAUGUUAAAACAUGGUUCUGUUAAGUAUUAUUUUGAUUCUAAUAUGUCUUUUAUGUACACGAGUAAUUGAAAUACCGAAGCACUAUUUCAUGGCGCGUAAUCAACGCGUAUCUGUGCUUUAAGAUUUUAAAAUAUGGGAAGUAACACGUCCCGCGGAAUAACUUAUGGAGAGUAUAGACGUCUAAUACUAGUAAAUUGCUUUUUCAAGCGUAAGAACUUAUAUAAUGUGUGCAUGAAUUAAGUAUAACACUAUUCCGUUAUAUCAUUUCGAUUCUGAAACGUCUUUUUUAUAAAAUGAUAGAUUAGAUAUAGCAGCACUCUUAUUUGGCGCCUGUAUGACGCAAAAUGAUAUGACGACGUGACGUCAGUUUUCCGUGUUUUAACGGAAACUUGCAUGGAUUUUUCAUAUUAGAAUAGUAGUUAGAACAUUUGUCCCAAAGUUUCGUAAUAUUUGAAAAAAAAAAUCCCGAAUUAUUUGUGUUUGCUGUGGCACUAGCGCACAGGCAAUACCCUCCUACCUCGUCAUUGAAGGAUCCCCAUCUAAAACAGUAUUUUGAUGUUGUUGACCCAUUCUUAUUCUUAACACUUUUAGCUACUAACGCGCAAUACGAACGAAUAUAAACUAGAUACCUUAAAAUGUCAAGCUGCUUAAGACCUGAUUUUAUGAUUUGCAAAAUGUGUUUUAUCAUACAUAGCACGGAGACAAUAAUGAUGCCGUACAUGGCUGAUAACACUGUCGCACGUGCAUUCAACAAAUCAGUUUUAGAAAAAAAUGUGUUUUGAAAUUAAUUGACGUCAAUUUUAGUGCUACAUGUAUAUUAAAGGCAAGAAAUUUCAAUGACUCCUUAGAUGGCAAAAUAGUUUUAGUACACGAACUGUUAGAAAUACGACUGUGAUAAUAAGUCAAAUAGCGACACUAUCAUUAAGGCCACACCAAAUUAAAAAGUUGUUCGUCGCAUUUGCCGCGCGUACAUUUUCAGAAACACAUUUUUUGUUUUGUUUUUGACUUGCGCUCGCCCCAUUGAAAAAAUUCAAGGCAAAAUAUUUUGGUGCGCUACCUUUUACGGACAUAACAGUGUACAAAUGCUUAUAAUUCCAGUCCAAGAUUGUUCUUAAAUGUAAUUUAAUCACAAUUAAUACAUUUCGUCUAUAAUAUAUGAGGACACUUCGAUUUAGUUGCAUUAAAGUUAUUUCCCCUUAUGCAGUUACGCCAUUUUCUUCCAAUGUUUACCAAAUUGAAUUGGUACUAAAAUCGGACUUAUUUCAUUGAAAAUUGGAUGAAAACUCACACUAAUUUAUUUGAUAACAUCAAUGUACAUUAUUUUGGUAAAGGUACAUACAUAUUGAUGCAUGUCACUUUUCAGUUUUCUGUUUUUCCUGUCAAAAUGAUCAGCAUUUUUAUACGAAAGUGGGUGGGGUAUGGAAUUUACAUUAUGAGUUGUGUUCAGACCAAUUUAAAGCUUCAAACUUUUCGGUCCUGGAGUAGAAUAAUGUUAAUGCACGAUAAUCACCAUGUCAGACCUUAAUCGAAACUUUAUUUCAACAAAUUUGAUAUGUUAAGAAAGUUUAAAGUUAGAACAAGAGCUAGGGAGCUGGCCAUAAGACAGCAUGUUCGACUUUUCUCACUGCCUGACCCUGAAUUAGAGCUUUGCCAGUAAAAGGGGCAUAACAGUCGAUAGCUUUGAAAGUAACAGAGAUAUUGGAUGUUAUAUGAAACUUUAACCAAACAAAUCUAAGUUGUUAAGUGGCAUAAUUAUUCAAAUCAGAGUUAUCGGGAUUGUUUCUCCUGGUGUAGACUUAUGCAUUGUUGUAUAUUACAUAUUUUCUAACAGCAUUUUGAAAUGCAUACAUUAUUUGAUUACACUCUACUGCAUGCCGAUGUUAUUACCUUUUUCCAUGAGUAUCUGCAGGUCAAAAUGUACCCAAACCAAAUUGUACCCAUGUUUUCUCAAAUCCCUGGUGAAUUAUUUCUAAUGUAAAAGGGCUAUACAUUCUAUUUUAAGGUUUUUAUUAGUUAAUCGAGAACCAAAACAAGACAAAUAUAUUUCUUCGCUCUUCGCUCGCUCCUGAUUUUCUCAAAAACAAAAACAACUAUUUAAUUAUUUUUUCGCUCGUCGACACAAUAUUUUCAGAAAAAAAUCCGAUGAACAACUUUUCAGUUUGGUGUGGCCGAAUGCAUUAUUUAUUUUCAUCCAUAACAUAUCCGCAUAUUUAUGUGCAUUUAACAGAAAUGCUGCAUGUAUGUUGCACCUGAAAGUAAAGAUGACUUGAAAUUACAUGUUAUUUGAUUUCGUUUUUAUCCGACAUAAAAUUGAUAAAAAAUACAGCCCUGGACAAAAGUCCAACUGGAAAAAAAAACAGUUUUAAAGAACAAAGCCACCCAUACAGCAUCCACAUGGAAAUACGUUAUAUU
Messenger RNA from Mercenaria mercenaria, 4277 nucleotides. RefSeq lists its product as uncharacterized. The transcript has 9 exons. Gene Ontology annotation, cellular component: membrane. Gene Ontology annotation, molecular function: calcium ion binding. The record is from RefSeq and is a predicted model, not a curated record. The coding region runs from base 182 to 1645 and encodes 487 amino acids. Lineage: Eukaryota; Metazoa; Mollusca; Bivalvia; Venerida; Veneridae. Gene Ontology annotation, biological process: homophilic cell-cell adhesion.